Molecule: messenger RNA, 735 nt
Organism: Malassezia japonica
Lineage: Eukaryota; Fungi; Basidiomycota; Malasseziomycetes; Malasseziales; Malasseziaceae
Gene: CWC21
Product: RNA-splicing factor
Exons: 1
Coding region: 1-735 (244 amino acids)
Cellular component (GO): nucleus
Source: RefSeq, a predicted model, not a curated record
AUGUACAACGGCAUUGGGCUGCAGACGGCGCGCGGCAGUGGCACGAAUGGCUACAUCCAGCGAAACCUAUCGCACGUCAAGCCGCGUGACGCACCGCGGCCUCAAACAGAGGAAAAGGUGCGCCACGUUGAACCCGACGAAAAAAUUCUCGAGCACGACCGCAAACGGAAAGUGGAAAUCAAGUGCAUCGAGCUCCAGGACGAGCUCGAGGAACAAGGGCUCCCGGACGACCAAAUUGAAGAGCGCGUGAGUGCGCUGCGCAAGGAGCUUCAGGCGCGAAACACGUACGCACGCCCGUCGCACCAAGAGGCCAAAAACUUGCGCCCGUCGGAUACCCACGCGCUCGGCGCGGCCAAGCGCGCCGAGACGGCCAAGAUGGAGCGCGCACUCCGCAUCCACUCGGACUACCAGGAGGGCGAGUCAUUCCAGCCCGAAUUCCAGGAGCGCCGCAAGCUCGAGCGUAUCGAGGCGCGCGAACGCCGCCAAGAAGAGUCGCGCCGCCGCUGGGAAGAGCGGCGCGAGGAGCGCGACUCGUGGCGCGAUGAGCACGGCUGGCGCCGCGAGAAAGAGCGCGACGAGCCGCCGCGGGACAGCGGAUGGCGUCGCGAGCGCCGCGAGGACGUGCCGCGCGCCGACGACCGCGCCGCGUCGCCGCCACGCCACGCGCCGCCGCGCUCGCCCGGCGCCUUUUCCUCCACACGCUCCGCCACCCCGCCGUCGCCGCCGCGGCGCUAG